This is a messenger RNA of Trypanosoma rangeli, 804 nucleotides long. RefSeq names its product putative FtsJ cell division protein. Gene Ontology annotation, biological process: maturation of 5.8S rRNA from tricistronic rRNA transcript (SSU-rRNA, 5.8S rRNA, LSU-rRNA); rRNA methylation; maturation of LSU-rRNA from tricistronic rRNA transcript (SSU-rRNA, 5.8S rRNA, LSU-rRNA). Bases 1 to 804 code for a protein of 267 amino acids. Gene Ontology annotation, cellular component: nucleolus; preribosome, large subunit precursor. Lineage: Eukaryota; Euglenozoa; Kinetoplastea; Trypanosomatida; Trypanosomatidae. The transcript has a single exon. Gene Ontology annotation, molecular function: rRNA (uridine-2'-O-ribose)-methyltransferase activity; rRNA (guanine) methyltransferase activity. The record is from RefSeq and is a predicted model, not a curated record.
AUGUAUCGAUGCCGCUCCGCACACAAACUGUUGGAACUGGAUGCGGUGUUCCACAUCUUUGCGCCGCCCUGCUGUACCGUCGUGGAUCUCGCAGCGGCGCCUGGGGGGUUUGCAGAGGUGGCGCUGGAGAGAAUGGCCUGCGCAGCCGCUACCUCCGCGGCGGGCCUCCAGCCCGUUGUGGUUGCCUUUGACAACCGCCCUAUUGAGCCCAUGCAGGGCUUGCUGCCCGUUGUAUGUGAUAUCAACGACCACAUACGCGUCAUGGCGCACACAUCCAGCCUCUUACGGAGGCUGCAGGGCGCGGGAGGCGGUCCAGGAAGAGACGUGCAUGUCGUUCUCCAUGACGGAGUCUCAGUCGUGAAGGCACAGUCAUCGUUUUCCGUGACGUAUGGCCAAAAUCAAAUGGCUCUCGGGGCGCUGCGGCUAGCCUGUUCCUUCUUUGCCUUGCCUGCGCACACCACAUCGGCACGACGGACAAAGACAUUUGUGACAAAGGCAAUGCACUCCACGCACUUCAACGCAUUACUGGAGGCCUGCAAACGCUACUUCCAUUGCGUGCAUGUGCAUAAACCUUCCGACUGUAGACCUGAGGGUCCGGAGACGUACAUUGUGGCACGCGACUUCUCCGCACGGCGGUGGCUAGCGGAGGAAAGGCGGGCAAAGGGCUUGCACCCACCCUUGACUUUGCCGCCUUACCGGGAAGACGUGACUUCUGGGCGCCAGAUAAUGUGGCGGUGUUGGGGCUGUUGUGAGCUUUGCUUAGGAACGUCGUCGUGCCCAUUGUGUGUGGCUGCUGAACGUUAA